Molecule: messenger RNA, 2631 nt
Organism: Leishmania braziliensis MHOM/BR/75/M2904
Lineage: Eukaryota; Euglenozoa; Kinetoplastea; Trypanosomatida; Trypanosomatidae
Product: putative minichromosome maintenance (MCM) complex subunit
Exons: 1
Coding region: 1-2631 (876 amino acids)
Biological process (GO): double-strand break repair via break-induced replication; DNA replication; mitotic DNA replication initiation
Cellular component (GO): nucleus; MCM complex
Molecular function (GO): ATP hydrolysis activity; single-stranded DNA binding; ATP binding
Source: RefSeq, a predicted model, not a curated record
AUGUUCAUCAACCGCACGCUCACAGAGGAGCAGACGGUUAUUCGGCGACACUUUACAGACUUCUUUGAGAGUGAGCGCUAUGAAGAGAAGUACCAUGAUCGCAUUCAGGCGAUGAUCGUGGCUGGAAAGGCGCGGUUGCUGCUAGAUAUUGGUGACUUGCUCGACUACGUCCCGAUCAGCGCCGGCGGAGAUGGUGGCGACGGCAUGGGCAAUGGUGGGGCCGGCAGCGAGCUGGGAUUCUCGCUGGGAGCCAACAUCAUUCGCCAGCCGGGCAAGUACAUUCCUCUUUUGGAGUUGGCGCUUCACGACGUCGUGCUUCGGCAGCAACCUGAGUACCUCAAAGUUGACUACCGCUCUCGCGUGGUGCACACCGGGUUUGAGGGCCCUGUUGGCCGCGUUCUGUCGCCGCGCGAGCUCUACGCACGCCAUCUGAACACCAUGGUCGCGCUCGAGGGCAUCGUGACGCGGCAGUCGACGAACCGGCCGCGCGUGUUAGAGACGGUGCACUACUGCUUCGAGACAAACAAAUUCACGAAGAAGGAGUUCCGUGAUCAGCUGACGCCGAUGAUUGACAGCUCACAUCUGCCCACGGUGAACGUGAUGCCCAAGACGGACAUUGAGGGUCACACCCUGCGGACGGAACUUGGUUUGUCUACCUUCAUGGACUCGCAAUGUGCAGUGCUGCAGGAGGCACCGGAGCGUGCACCUACCGGGCAGCUGCCCCGGAACGUCGAAGUGCGCUUUGAUGAUGACCUCGUCGACGCCGUGAAGCCGGGCGAUCGCGUAUUGCUUGUGGGUGUGUACAUGCCAUACACAACGUCCGACAGUAAGAGCUUUCAGUCCAUCGUGCUGGUGAACCAUGUCGUGUCAACGCAGGCCUUCACCUUCCUCUACCGCCCCAUCGCCUCUGUGGAGGAUCGACUCACUCGAUUUGCUCAAAAGUGUUUUGAACAGCUCGGCCCCAGCGGGGUGCUGGAGACGCUGUCCAGGGCAGUCGCCCCUACUAUAUACGGCAUGACGGCCGCGAAGCAGGCGAUCUUGCUGAUGAUGGCCGGUGGUGUGGAGCGCAAGUCGCACAACUCGCACGUGCGUGGCGACAUCAACAUCCUCCUCGUUGGUGAGCCAUCAACGGCCAAGUCACAGCUCCUGCGCUUUGUCCUUGGCAUCGCACCGCUCGCCCUCAGUACGACGGGCAAGGGGUCCUCUGGUGUCGGGCUGACGGCGGCCGUGGCGACGGACAGCUACACAGGCGAGCGGUCGCUGAGCGCUGGGGCAAUGGUGCUGGCGGAUCGCGGAAUUCUCUGCAUCGACGAGUUCGACAAGAUGGGCUCGCAGGACCGGGUAGCUAUGCAUGAAGCGAUGGAGCAGCAGACUGUCACUAUCGCCAAGGCUGGUAUUCAUGCAUCGCUGAAUGCUCGGUGCAGCGUGCUGGCGGCGGCGAACCCGAUUUACGGGUUUUACAGUGUUCAGCACCGCUUGGCAUUUAACGUCGGGCUGCCCGAGUCGCUGCUCUCACGCUUCGACUUGACUUUCAUCAUUCUAGAUCAGCACACCUCGGACUACAACCGUCGCAUUGGCUACCACAUCCUACGCAACCACAUGACGGCGGAGGCCGUUCGGUACGACGAGGUCGAGUCACGGACGGUGGUUGACAGCAUCGAGACCGGUGAUGGCCGUGGCGAUAGCGAAGCCGAACGCGGCAGCGGUGAUGGGCGUCGGGGCGGUCGAGCCGUGGGCGGCGAGGAUGGUAGUAGCGGCGAAAGCCGCCUUGACUUGCGCAUGACGACGAACAGCACCGGUGAGUCCGUUGUCAGCAGCGACUUUUUGCGAGCGUUUUUGCAGUUGGCGAAGCGGGGGUCGCCUCUUCUCACCGAGGCCUCGCGCGAUCUCGUGUGCCAGCACUACGUGCAGCUCCGCGCGGAGCAGCAGGACGGCGGGCGUGACGGAUUUUUCAUAACCCCACGUACGCUUGACGCGAUUGUGCGUUUGUCCACGGCUCACGCCAAGCUGCGCCUCUCACCAACGGUGGAGGAGCCGGACGUUAUGGCAGCGAUAACGCUCCUGCGGUCCUCCGUGAACGCAGCGACAACGGCAACACAGCAGCGCAACGAUGACAAUCAACAUUCGCUUUCAGAGGUGGCUGCGGGGGCUGCUGGACCGUUACAGACUCCAGGUCAGAAGCGCCCAGCCGCCGCCGUGGAAGUAGUGACGGCGCAGGACGGAGCGGUCAAGUCCUACGCCCACCUUGGCAGCGGCACUAGGGAGUACGCUGACGACAAGGCAUCCGGUAUCGACUCAUAUCAACGACUGCGCACAGAAGGCGCCAGAGGAGAUGACAGCGGCGGCGGUAGCGGCGAAGCGGGGGCUAUUCUCUUGGAGGUACCACCUGCAGUCACUACCGGCGCCGCUGCAGCAAUCGAUGUCCACCUCAAUCGGCGUGUAAUCGAGGUCCUGAGGCAGCUGCAGCGCGAGCAGCGAGAUGGUGCGUCGCUGGAUGAACUUCAUGAACGCCUCGGUAUGCACACGAUCUCGGCAGAGUCGCUGAAGCGCUCUGUGAUGCAGCUGCAAGGGGAUGCCUUCAUUUUUGAGAGUACCGAGGACGGUGGCAACAACACGAUCCAGUUCAUCUAA